This is a messenger RNA of Cetraspora pellucida, 140 nucleotides long. The record is from the annotation of a GenBank genome assembly. NCBI's taxonomy places the organism in Eukaryota, Fungi, Glomeromycota, Glomeromycetes, Diversisporales, Gigasporaceae.
AUCUUGAUACUACAAAUGAAGACUAUGAUUAUGAAGAAGAUACUUCUCAAGAAUUAGAACUAGAAUCAAAUGAAAAUAUCUUUAUAGAUAAGGAAUCUGAAGACAUUAUACAGAUUCCUAAGAAGUAUCAGAUUGCUUAG